Penicillium taxi is the source of this 699-nucleotide messenger RNA. RefSeq lists its product as uncharacterized. NCBI's taxonomy places the organism in Eukaryota, Fungi, Ascomycota, Eurotiomycetes, Eurotiales, Aspergillaceae. Bases 1 to 699 code for a protein of 232 amino acids. The transcript has a single exon. The record is from RefSeq and is a predicted model, not a curated record.
AUGGCUACUACGUCUGUGUUGGUGUAUCUGGUAAUAGUACUUGGCCUCAAGAAGUUUUACGAGAAAUAUCUGACUCGGAUUUCAUCAGCAUCCAAUCAGACUGGCAGUACACAGCCAAGUUCAGUCAUUUCGGCCACUACUGCUACUGCUACUACUAUUACUACUACUACCUCUACUACUACCUCAACCUCAACUUCAACUACGACCCUUCCUCCGAUUACCUCUCUACCUACCUGCGGCCAAACGUGUUUCAAUAAUAUGUUGGCUGAGUACGAGACUCUGGGGUGUAAUAGUGCAGACCCAUCUUGCCUCUGUGAGAAUAUUGACUUCUACUAUGGUAUUUGGGACUGCGUAAAUGAGGCCUGUGGAACUGCUGUUGCGAGCACUGUGAUUGCUUACGAGAGCGCUUACUAUGCUUCAGCCACUUCUACAGUCACUAUUCCGACGACCACUUCUCCUUCUAUCAUCACUACUACAUCGACAGGCACUGGAUCAGUACCAUCACCUGUGCAGACUGGUAUUGCAACAUAUUGUGAUAGUUAUUAUAAGGUCCAAAGUGGGGAUACUUGCGACAUUAUUGAGCAGACAUAUGAUAUCAGCGCAGCUGAUUUUCUGGCUUGGAACCCGGCUGUUGGCUCUAGCUGUAAAAACUUGGAGUUGAACGUCUAUGUCUGUAUUGGAAUAACAGGUAAAAAUUGA